UCGCUUCUCACAGGGCCGGAAAUGACGUUUCAUUUUGCCGGCCCGGUUCCCCGGUGACAUUUUAUAGUAGUGGUUAGCGGCGGCAAUGGAGACUGCGGCAAGUCCCGGGGAGCGGUGGGCGCCGGUGGGCGCGGUAGCCGAGGUCCAAGCUGGAGAGGAAGAAGUCGGAGAGGAAAUCGAAGCCGAACCGGGAUCCCCGCGGGCACUUAGGGCGGAACGCCGCCGCCUUCACUCGGCUCUCCUGGCUUUGGCUUCGCACUUCGCACAGGUCCAGUUCCGGCUCCGGCAAGUGGCGCGUGCCGGCCCAGGGCAGCAGCAGCGUCUCCUCCGUGAGCUUGAGGAAUUCGCUUUUCGCGGCUGCCCCGGCUCCGGCCUCGGCUUUGCCGCGGCGGCGGUGGACGGAGUGGGCAGCGACGCGAAGAAUGAAUAUGAGAAGCAAGCACAGGUGGAAGCUAGAAAAGAGAAGCAACGAGAACUAAUUCUGCAGCUUAAGGCACAGUUAGAUGACUUGGAAACAUUUGCCUACCAGGAGGGUAGCUAUGAUGCCUUGCCUCAGUCUAUGGUCAUGGAGAGACAGCAGGUGAUUAUUGAGGAGCUAAUCAAGAAAUUGGACAUGAACUUGAGUGAGGACAUUGCCUUGCUGUCCCCAGAAGAGUUGCGUCAGCAGGUGGAUGUUGCUGUGGCACAAAUCAUCAACCCAGCACGUGUAAAGGAACAGCUGGUGGAUCAGUUGAAAACCCAGAUCCGGGACCUUGAAAUGUUUAUCAAUUUCAUCCAGGAAGAAGGUAGUCCUGGCAAACCAGAGGAGGGACAUUGUGACUGUUCAAGCGGACAAACUGGAAGUGGCACCUACAAGCCAAAUGUGCAGCAACAUCAUAGAAGCAGCAGAGUGAACUCAGAAGAAGCCCAGAGGAUGCGAGAAACAGGGCUGCAUCUCAUGCGUCGGAUGCUUGCUAUGCUACAGAUUUUUGCUUUGAGCCAAUUUGGUUGUGGAACAGGUCAAAUCCCUCAUCAGUUAUGGCAGAGGAACCAGUCUGACAGAGACUAUUCCCCUUUAAUGAACAAGCUAGAGAUGGCGGUGGCCCAUGUCAGGCAACUUGCUCAAAAGUACCAGUUGCGAGAGACAGAACAUGUCAUCAGCUAUUCAGGGAUCCAGGACACUUCCUUGGGAGGACGUGAUGAACUAACAUUGGCAGUACGUAAAGAACUGACAACUGCUGUGCGGGAUCUUCUGGCUCAUGGUCUCUACACUCCAUCUCCUGGGAUGAGCUUGGUUCUAGCUCCAAUUGCCUGCUUGCUUCCUAUGCUGGGCUCUUCUCCCCAGCCAAUGCAUCCAUGGGAACUCUUUGUGAAGUAUUACAGUUCAAAGAACGGCCGUGCCUUUGUGGAAUCACCAGCUCGUAAACUCUCCCAGUCUUUUGCCCUUCCAGUGAUGGGUGGGGUACCUACCACUCCAAAGCAGAGCCUGCUGUCAGCCAUUCACACAGUAUUGUCAGAACAUGACCCAUUCAAGCGUAGUGCAGACUCAGAACUGAAGGCACUGGUAUGUCUGGCACUCAAUGAGCAACGUUUAGUCUCAUGGCUCAAUCUUAUCUGUAAGUCAGGAACUUUGAUCCAAGUCCACUACCAACCCUGGAGUUACAUGGCCCAGACAGGCUUUGAGGGAGCCCUUAACCUCCUUAGCCGUCUUAGUAAUCUACAAUUCAGCCUUCCUGUGGACUUGGCCGUUCGGCAGUUGAAAAACAUCAGGGAUGCCUUUUGAAUGGCUUGGCAAGUGGAGGUUGUUUCAGUCCUGGGGUUGGCUGGUGGGAAGGAUACAUUUGUUGUUCUAACCAGGAGGCCGUAUUGGUGUGUUCCUACAGAAGGAAAUAUUGUUAGUUGACUAGUCUGCUGCUAUUGGCGAUUCCAAUCACAUGCAUCAGGAUCCUGAUUGGCAGGAUCUUUUAAGGUAUCUGCUGCAUGGACAAAUUUGACAGUGGAGUUAGAGAACAUUUCACUUGCAAAUAUGGAGGGGAAUGUUAGGAAGGUUUUGUCCUGCCAUGGAACCAAGGUUAUAUUUAAACAUAGCUAAUAUUUUAGUUGCAUCACAGUUUAUAUGUUCUCUCCCUGAGGCAUAAGGUACUGAUACCUACAUUUAUCAUUUAACUUUUAAAUAUACUGCCUGGCUUCUCACAUUUGAAGAAGGGAUUUACUAUGUGCCAGUGGCCUUAAACUAUUUGAUACUGAUGCUACAGAACCAGUUACUUCCAGGGAAAUGUGUUUGUUUUUUCCAAUUGAGCUGUUUUGUGCUAGGAAAUAGAGUCCAUUAUAUCCUUACAGGUCAAUAUAUGCUCAAUAUUUUCAGCUGGCUUGCUGAUAAGGAAAUACAUUGUUUAAGUAAAUACCAGUUUGCUUAGAUUCCAACCAAACAUGAGAACAAAAAAUUCAAUACAUUCCGGUGCUGAGAGAUUAUUUUGUGAAUUAAAUGGAAAUAAUUAGAAAUGAUAAUACCUUACAGCACAGUUUAAUUUGGGAUCUUAAUUACUUUGACAGAGUAGGAUAAAAUCUUAACUUGAAGUCAAGAAUGAAAAAGCUAUUAAGCUUGAACAUUUAAAUCAGCAUCUUCCUUGAAAGAACAAAUAACUUGAUGCUAGAAGUCUUCUCAAUGGCAGACAAAAUAGCCUCCUUUGAUUUGGUUAUGCACAACCAAUAAAGCUGCUGUUUUGGAAAUUCAUACUGUCAAACAUUGAACCUGAACCUAUUGAUUCUUCCAUUAGAUCUCUUAAAGCAAUGCUUGGCUAUAAUGUUCUUCUUUUGAAUUAUGUUUCUUCAGAAUAAUGGUAAAAGAUGUAUCUAAAGAGUGUCCAUUUCAGAUUAUGGCACUCUUAUUCUUUAGGCGAAUAGUAAUCUUUUAGUCUCUGUAUAUGCAGCACUUGUAACUCUGUAUAGUGUCUCUUAAGACUUCCUGUAUGUGUAAGAUUGAAGGCAAACUACAGUCUCAAAGCUGAUUCUGAUCAUGCUAUUGCUCAAAAGGGCAAGCACAGGGGGCUCAUUGACUUCUUGGCUACAUAAACUGCAGUUUUGUUUUAAACUAGUUGUGAUAUAUCUAUAUAUCUAUAUGAAUGGUCUGAUUGAAACUCCUAUCUAGCAUAGGUGCUCUUUUCUACCCUUUGAUAGUUCAUUCAUUGGUGCGCUUUAAAAAAUUCUACCCUAAGUCCUUGGGUAUCUUCAAUUAAAAAUAUUUGUAUUAUUUGUUUUGAACCCAGUUCACUGCAAUGGGAAGAAGAAAUUGAUUGCGAAAAUGUCUUUUGCUUUUAAUAAAUUCAGUCUGGUGUCCUUA
This is a messenger RNA of Pantherophis guttatus, 3319 nucleotides long. It is a transcript of the gene RUNDC1, whose product is annotated as RUN domain containing 1. Lineage: Eukaryota; Metazoa; Chordata; Lepidosauria; Squamata; Colubridae. The record is from RefSeq and is a predicted model, not a curated record.